GCUCAAGACGCACCCCGCAGACCUGAGGUCGACUCAGCCGCUAAAAUUAGCGAGCGAGCGGAGAGCAUUGGACGGAUGGCAGGGGUAGGUUCCUUGCAGGGGAGAGCUCAGUGUUGACCGUUAUCCGUUAUCCGUGCCCGCUGGUUCAACCUCAACCACGCGGGCAACCUCGACUCAUCAUCACUCUUACACUCAAACAACCCCCAUUUUCCUUUCGCGUUCUGUCAUGCGGCAUAUUUGAAUUUCCAGAUUGAUUUGAAAGGAUUUACUUUUUAUACAUCAUGAGACAGGCAGUCAGGGCGACGGGCCUCGGUCGGCUUGUUUCGAGGCCACUCACCACUUCACCGACACCUAUCAGAUGCGCGGCUGCCGGUAUCGGGCGUCACGAGAGAGGGCUUCCCGGGCCGAGGAGGGUAACGCUACCUUUGACGAGUUCAUUUGGUGUCACCAAGACUGUUGGCUCGGAGCGGUGGUUCAGUAGCAAGAAGCCGGUUUUCGAGGCGGGCGAAGCUCCGUCGUUUGCGUUUGCUUUUGACAUCGACGGCGUUCUGUUGCACGUGGCCAAGCCUAUUCCCGGGGCCGCCGAGUCGCUGCAGUACCUCAACGACAACAACAUCCCCUUCAUCCUCCUGACCAACGGCGGAGGUAAGCCCGAGGCCGUCCGGGUGAAGGAUCUGAGCGACAAGCUCGGGGUCAAGCUCUCGGUGGACAACUUUGUCCAGUCGCACACUCCCUUUCAGGAGCUGGUGCAGGGGCCAGAGGGACUGGGAGACAAGACCAUCUUCCUGACGGGUGCCGAUGCGAAGAAGUGUCGAGAGAUUGCGAAGCUGUACGGCUUCAAGAACGUGGUGACGCCGGCGGACAUCAUCCACGCUCACCCCGAAGUAUUCCCCUUUGAACUCCUCAAAAAGACAGUCUACGCAGACUCUCACGAGCCCCUUCCGAAGCCCAUCCACGACGGCACCGUAGCGGACGCGGACGCGCUCAAAAUCGAUGCCAUGUUCGUCUUCAACGACCCGCGCGACUGGGCUCUCGACAUCCAAAUCAUCACCGACCUGCUCUUAUCGCGCCAGGGUCUGUUGGGAACGUACUCGCCCAAGAACGGCGACGCGUCGCUGCCGAACGGCGGGUGGCAGCAGGACGGACAGCCGCCGCUCAUCUUCUCGAACGCGGACCUGUUCUGGUCGACGACGUACCACCAGCCGCGGUUCGGACAGGGGGCGUUCCAGGCGGCUGUGGCGGGCGUGUGGAAGGAGGUCACGGCGGGGCAGGCGGAGUUGAAGAGGACUGUGUUUGGGAAGCCGUUUGCGACUACGUAUCAGUAUGCGGAGCGGGUUCUUGAUGCCCAUCGCAAGGCGCUGCUUGGCAAGAGUAAGAGCGUUGGCGGUGGUGGAGAUGUGGCGCCGUUGAAGACGGUGUACAUGGUGGGAGAUAACCCGGAGAGCGACAUCCGGGGCGCGAAUGAUUAUAGUAAUGAGGAGACGGAGUGGGCUUCUGUGCUGGUGAAGACGGGUGUUUGGAGCCAGGAGAGAGGCGCGCCUACGCAUAAGCCCAAAAUGAUUGUGGAUGAUGUCAAGGCGGCGGUUGAGUGGGCGUUGCAGAGGGAGGGAAGGCCAGCCAAGAUCUAGGUACGCGUUGGAGCAUGUUGGUACUGGAAGCUCCUCAGGUAGUGUAUUGUAUUAGGCAAGAUAGUCGUAGCUCACCGGUGAAUGGCAGAGCGUGUAACUACAAAUCCAGCUGGACGGUGUAAUACAAGGUGUGGCUGGGCUCAAUCUCGAGAGAUGGUGUGCUGUGUACCAAGGUCUGUACAUGUAUCGAAGCAGG
Colletotrichum scovillei is the source of this 1824-nucleotide messenger RNA. Its product is annotated as HAD-superfamily subfamily IIA hydrolase. Gene Ontology annotation, biological process: glycerophospholipid biosynthetic process. Gene Ontology annotation, cellular component: mitochondrion. The coding region runs from base 282 to 1628 and encodes 448 amino acids. The record is from RefSeq and is a predicted model, not a curated record. NCBI's taxonomy places the organism in Eukaryota, Fungi, Ascomycota, Sordariomycetes, Glomerellales, Glomerellaceae. The transcript is spliced from 3 exons.